Messenger RNA from Triplophysa rosa, 4661 nucleotides. RefSeq names its product family with sequence similarity 193 member B (gene fam193b). The record is from RefSeq and is a predicted model, not a curated record. Gene Ontology annotation, cellular component: cytoplasm; nucleus. The transcript has 10 exons. Lineage: Eukaryota; Metazoa; Chordata; Actinopteri; Cypriniformes; Nemacheilidae. The coding region runs from base 129 to 3008 and encodes 959 amino acids.
GCCAGUACUCCGCCAUAUUCACUGUUGUCUUGCCUUGAGAACGAGCACAGAGCGUUCGCGACUGCCCGCGAGAACCGAAACUGUUUUGCACACAACCUGGUGACCAGGUCAUUACACGGACUAAAACGAUGGCGAGGAAAAAAAGCAAGCAGCAGGGCGUCGGGGCCAAGGAUUUAGCGUCGGGACAGCAGCAGCAGAGCCUGUCGAAGAAGCCCGGCGAUACGGGAGCAGCAGCGGCAGGCGGCGGUAACGCUGGCGGUGGAGGAGAUGCAGGAGCGAGCAGGACCAAUCAGUCCAUGCACACCUGCUGCUUGCUGUGCCAUCGGGAGUUCAAGGACUGGGGGGCAGGCCAGGUGAACGGGCUCCCCAGUCACGGCUCCAAGCUGGCAGAGGCCGUGCCCGCGCUUUCCCAAGCCCUGCUGAGGGAGGUUCCGGGCCGCAAGCUGGCGGACGCCGUGCCUUCGCUGUCCCAGUCGCUGUUGGGCGAGGUGCCGCUGUGGAUCUGUCAAAGCUGCAGGAAGAGCGUGGAGGAGGAGGAGAGGAGAACGGUUCAAGAGCAAACCACACAGGUACCGCUGUCGCACUCCUCCUCGUGUAAGUCUCAGAGCUGUGGGAAUGGUUAUCCAGAGCAUAGCUCAGUGGAUUGGGAUCCCAGCUCCUUCCUGUCUGCACGCAAACUCUCGGGCUUGUGGAACUCCGCUCAUUCUAAUGGAGGGUCUCACUGCAACCACAGCACAUCCACGCUUUCACAGGGUGGAACCUUGGGACCAUCUUGCCAUGAGAAGAGAUCAUCUCAUGAUGCUCCUGGGAAGGCUGCCAAAACGUUCGGGACCAAAGUCUGUCCCUACAGUCAUCCCGCAUCCCAGAAUUCUAGUGCGGCGUCUUCUGGGGCACUUUCUGCUUCCUCUGAUCUAUGUAAGACCAACCCAAAGCACUUCAAAACAAUGUGUCGACGACCAACUCCUCCAGGUGAAGCUUUCCACCCAGGCGACCACCACCAAGCUGCAGACCUGUCCGUGCCGCCCAACAGUCCCACCGGUCUCUCCUCCCAGCAUUCCUCGCUGCUGCCUCCCAAGCAAAACUCCAGUCAACACGUUCACGUCAACACAUCUAGUACGGGCCUAGCGUCACACGCUCCCCUCUCCCCGCUGGUACCAAACAUUCAAUCUCCCACAGUUAAGCACUCAAACGGGGCUGACAGUCCGGUGGCCCUUCACAAACCCAGCGCAUGCAAGAACUCCCACAUUCCUGCUAUAAACACUCAACACGGCAAACUCGGAAACACGCUCGUAAGCUGCAGUCACCCCUGCAACGGGCACAGUAACGGCAAUUCUGUACCAUCCUCCAAUGCUGGACACGUAACGUCUGGGGCGUGCAGGGACCAGGCGUGUAAAGGUCACAAAAUGUCCAACGGGUCAUUAUGUCACGCCCCGCCCUGUGAGCUUGAAGAGGGAGAGGACGAGGACAGCAGCUCAGAACGUAGCUCCUGUGCAUCCUCAUCCACCAAUCAGAAGGACGGGAAAUACUGUGACUGUUGCUACUGCGAGUUCUUCGGCCAUAACGCGCCCCCAGCUGCGCCCACCAGUCGAAACUAUGCUGAGAUUAGGGAGAAGCUUCGGUCCAGAUUGACUCGGCGUAAAGAAGAGCUUCCUCAGAGACAGGACCUGGACCCGGCUAUGCCGAGUGCCAUAGAUAAUCGAGACGUGGACGAGCUUCUGGACUUUAUCAACAGCACAGAACCCAAACCCGUCAACAGUGCCAAGGCUGCCAAACGUGCCCGCCACAAACAGAAGAAAAAGGAGAAGGCUCUUCAGGGCGGUGUGGACGUAGCCAACUGCGAUCCCCGCUCCGCGUCUCCUCCCGACCUCAUAGAAGACUCCGUUCCGGACGGAGAAGCGAACAGACUUUUGGAGUGGCCUCAGCUCGAGCUGGAGAGGGUGAACAGCUUCCUGACCAGCCGUCUGGAGGAGAUCAAAAACACCAUAAAAGACUCCAUCCGUGCCUCCUUCAGCAUGUACGACCUCAACCUGGACGUCAAUGACUUCCCCAAGAAGGCGGCCACGCUCGAAGGAAACCACCUGCUGUCUCACCUCAACGGCUCAUCGGAUCUGCAGCAGAUAGACUUGGACCUGGCGCCGCUCUCGUUGAAGAACUUCAAGAGAGAUUUGGAUAUAAUCAACGGCUGGGAGGAUACCACCACUGCAGCCAAAGACAUCCAGAGGCUCCACUCCACGCCCAGCCUGUCCAAGCUCAUCCGCGUGCGCUCCCCGGAGAGAUGCCCGGCCGCGGGUUCGGAGUCCGCUCCGUCCAGCCCCGCUUUUUCGGCCAAGCCCUUGGAUGAGAUCCCUGAAACCAAGACCUCAAGUGGAACUGCAUCCAAGACUAAGAAGGCUAAGAAACAGCAAAAUCAGAGGCAGCAAGAACAGUUGACUUCAGAUCAGGCGGUCGGUACGAAAAGCACGAAAAAUGCACCCGAGACGCAAAAAACGCAGGAAACGAGGGCGCCCGAUGCAGACAAGAGGUCGAAGGCUGGAUUGAAACAGAACCAACAGACUCAACAACAGGCGGAUUCACAAAAAGCGGUAAAUAAAAGAGCGGAAGAGAGUAAAGCGUGCAAGCAGUCCAGUAAUGGAGCCUCAAACGGUCACCAUAACACAGGAUCCAACACACAUAGGGGAAAGAAUGAGCUCUCGGACACACGGGGUAACAGGCCGGAGCAUGACGUAGACACUAAAACCACAAACACUCCCAAUUCACAGCAGCAAGCACAGCAACCAAAGGGAAAGUCUAAAAAUAAAAACAGAAACAAGUCGGAAAAGUCAAAUAAUGCAAUUGAUGAUGUGUUCCUUCCCAAAGACCUCGACCCGACGGAAAUGGAUGAGAUCGAUCGUGAGGUUGAAUAUUUCAAGAGGUUUUGCCUUGACUCUGCUAAACAGACCCGACAGAAGGUGGCUGUGAACUGGUCCAACUUCAGCCUCAAAAAGAUGCCCUCUAAUGCAGCUCAGUAACAGAUGGGUGAUGGUAAACAGACCCCCCCCCAGCAAGACUGUACUAAAAACCAGUUUGGCCUUUGGUUACUGUACUUAAGACUCAAAGGUUGUUCCUCUCAUAUCCAUUUCUUGCCUCUAAGCCACGGGAACUUGAUUUCGACCACCAAUCAUCAAACCUGUUUAUUUGACCUUUGUUUGUGAGGGAUCACACAGCGUCCUGACCUCAGUCCUAAAAUCUGCAUCCUGUUACGGCAUAACUCGUUUGGGUACUGAUCCAAUCCAUCUUGAUGCUUCAUAUGUAGUAUGUAAACAGUUGUUUUACAAAUAAAAUGUUUUUAUUCACAACAGUGAAUAUUAACCUUUUUUUAAAUGUGCUUUUGAGGGCGUUUCUGUUGUUUUAAAUUCACUUUAAUUCAUCACCACUCACCCUACAAAUAUACUGUAGUUUUAGAAUAGAUGCAAAAAAAACAUUUUUAAACAAAACUCUUUUAAUUGCUGUAUUACGUCUGAUAUUCAUAACGGAGUUAAAACCAGAGACUGUUGUGUUUUAGUUUGUAGAACUGUCCACCGUCUUUGUGAGCUACGCAGAUUUGGAGAAAUGAUCACAGUCGACUGCGUAAGGUUGCACUUCUGACAGUUUAGAUGCACAAAAAGUGAACUGUGCACAUGUGCAAGAACAAGAUCGGUACUUACACUGUAUGACUUGUGAAAAGAAUCUUUGUUAUUUUGGAGAAAAGGAUCAACACUAAAAUGAACUGAUUUUAAAGUCCUGUAUCCGUUGACUGUGUCACUUUUCUAUAAGAAAUUUGAAGAGCUGCGAUUUUCAUUGCAUGAUGCCUACAACUGACAAAUAUACAAAUCUCCCAUGUUCUCUCACUUUGUAUGGAAUGCUGUUGGCGAAAUUCCCUUGACUGAAAUUUGAUGGUAAUAUUCCUGCUGAUCCUCCCAUGUGGUGGUUUGGAUAUAGUUCUGUGCUGUGACCACGUUCUCAAUGCUGUUGUUGUAAGUUUUAGUUUGUGGUUGGUUUUCCAGCAGUUCACCUCAGUACAGUCAGUAUCACUCUUGUUUCGGAUGCAUGAUGGUAUCAGACCUGAUUUUAUACGUCCAGACACUUGCAGUUGUUUUGCUUGUGUCUUUUGAUUCCACUGGUGUAACAUGUUCAGACCUGUCUUCAUUUCCCCCCUCAAUGUCUGUUACAUUUGCAAUCAUUUUUUCUUUUUUUGAUUUAAGAGGCUUUAAGAUAUACCACAGUGGUACUACAAGCACUCGUAAUGCUUUGUCUUUUCCCUUAGCAUUGCUUUGCAUUUGUGUUUCAUUUGUUUUUUUUCCUACAUGUGUAUCCCCGAAUGUCAGGCCACUUCUGGUAAAAAUCCAAACUAUAUUAAUUAGGGACUGGGUAUGUGAUUGAAAGUACAUUUCCUUUGAAGGAUUGAGAUGAAAAUUAUGAUAGUUUUUAACCUGUUUUGUUUUCAUAUUUUUCAACAUCUUUGACUCUAUCCAGGUUAUAUUAAACUAGAAACAUUAAACGUUGGAAUGUAGAUUUAUACUGUACCAUUAUUGGCCAGUGUAUGUUGGCUUUCUGUUUUAUUUUGUUUUUUAUUAUUAUUAUAAUUAUUAUUACUAUUCACUUUUGAUACUGUGAAAAUCUUUCAUGGACGAAAGAUUAAAACA